Messenger RNA from Panicum virgatum (switchgrass), 2160 nucleotides. RefSeq lists its product as uncharacterized. The record is from RefSeq and is a predicted model, not a curated record. The transcript is spliced from 5 exons. NCBI's taxonomy places the organism in Eukaryota, Viridiplantae, Streptophyta, Magnoliopsida, Poales, Poaceae. Bases 537 to 1871 code for a protein of 444 amino acids.
CGCGGUUAAAAAUUUCGGAUUCGAUUCCUCCCAGGUCCAGCACCCCACCCCGAGUACCGACGGGGCGAACCCUGCUGGCUGCUGCAGACCCAGCGAGCCGCCGCACCGCGAGCCAGCACCAUCCACCAGCGCAGGCCGGAGACCGACUCCCCCAUCCUAAAACCCCCCGCCCCGCAGCCCCGAGGCGACGAAACCAGCUGCGCAGCGCCGACCACUCGCGGUCCGCGGAGAUGCCGCUCGCCGCCGCCUCGCGCCCGUGAGCCCGGCAUUCACCGGGAAGGCGAGGGGGAGGCCCGCCCGGCGAGGACCCGGGGCGGACUCCGAUUCGGCGGAUCUUGAGGGGGUGAGCGUCUCGCUGGUGUUUUCUGGCGGAUUGUCCCCGCAUUCCAGCUGCGGCCGCCGGGAUUGAGGGCGCCGUCUCCUGAGGGAAAGCGAAAGGGAGCGGGCGUCUUUGGGAUCGAGAAUCAGCGAAAAGAAAAGGGAGGGAUCUUUUGGGGGGACUGUUUGAGCUUUUGGGGUUUAGGGGCUUCCGACCGAUGGAUUUCUUCAAGAUCAAGAAGUUCGGGAAGGGCAAGAAGGGCGCCGGGGGUGGUGGCGAGAUAGUGGAGUCCGAUGAUGAGGCCCACGCCGCCGGGAAUGUGGCCUCCGAGGAGCAACAGAAGGUUGACAUUUUAGGGGAGAAAGCUGAGGAGACAGAGGGUGCAGUUGCAGGCAAUGGCGCGGUGGAGGAAGUGACGGAGGAGGAGGAGGAGGAGGAGGAUGACGAUGAUUUCAUCACGACUGAGGUGAAGCGGAGGCUCAAGGAGCUGCGGAAGAACAGCUUCAUGGUGCUCAUCCCCGAGGAGGAAUGCGCCGAGGUUGAGGAGGACGGCGGGGAGGAAGGGGAGGAGGAAGGGAGCAGCUCCAGGGAGUGGUUGGAGUCAGAUGUCGGCAACGGGUUCCCACUUUGCGGGUUCGAUUCGCUGUAUGAUAAAUACUGCGAGAGGAUGCUGGUGUUUCAUAAGAUGAUCACGCAGCUCAUGAAGGAUCCAGAAUCACUGAACAUGUCCAAAAAGUCUCCAAGAUCUGCAUCCAAAUUGGCAUCUACCCUGCGUAGCCUCUCAUUCAAAAGAAGGGAAGAGCUCCAGGAGGAUUGUGAACAACUUCAGCAACAGCAAAGCGAAGAUGAUCCAUAUCAAACACUUGAAACAGCAUAUGUUGCUCAUGUUUCAUUAAGCUGGGAGGCUCUGCAUUGUACAUAUGUGCACCUGAGCCUUAUAGUUGCAGCGCAACCUGAUAAUCCUACAACAUACAGCACUGCUGCUCAAGCAUUCCAGCAAUUCCAGGUUCUGUUGCAGAGAUUCGUUGAAAAUGAGCCAUUUGAGCAUGGUACCCGGGUUGAGAUAUAUGCACGGUCCCGGAGCUUGUUGUCAAAGUUGCUUCAGGUCCCCACUUUUCAAGUUGCAGAUAAGAAAGAUAACACCGAAGACCAAAUGGAACCAUCGAUUUUUGCACCUGAUCUCAUUAAGUUGUUAGAGGAGUCUAUCCUAACUUUCUGCCUUUUCCUGAAGAAGGACAAGAAAAAGAAUAGUGCUCAUGGCCACACUGGAAGCUCGAUUCAUCAAGUGCAAUCUUCACUCGAUAAGAAGGAGGCGAAGGUGAAGGAGCUGUUCAAGAAGAAGAAAGGGUGGAAGAGCAAGACCUGGCCAGCCACAAUGGAGGAGGUUCAGCUGCUGUUCGCCCUGGUCGACAUCAAGGUGGUGUCGCGGGUGCUGCGGAUGGGGAAGCUGAGCAAGGAGCAGCUGCUGUGGUGCGAGGAGAAGAUGAGCAAGGUGGACCUCUCCGAGAACCGGCUGCGCCGCGACGGGUCCCCCAUCCUCUUCCCCUGCUGACGCCACCGGCACGCCAUGCGUGGCACCUCCCUUCCUGAGUUCCUGUUAGCUGGCGCCCGGCGUAGCUCGCCUACCUUAUGAUGAUAAUAUGUACAUGCCUUUAGGUCGAAUUGGAAUGUCCAUACUAAAGUAGGGCUUAAACAUGUGGUUCAGUCGGAGCUUAUGCAAUGCAUUGCAACAUGGGCGACAUGCUUCGUUUCACCCGGGAACAGGUUUGCUGAAACCUGGGAUGUUACAGUCAACCAUGUCUGGUUUAGCCUAACAUGAUGUUAACUGUUAAAUAAGGCCA